AUGGCCCCCUCACGCAAGGAAACAACCAUUGGCCUCUGUCAGAGAGUCAAUGCGCAAGGAAACACUGUCUCGAUUCGCAUGUUAGAAUACCUAAGCUCGUCGAAAGAGCCAGUGCGAGGGUUCUUCCAUUUGGCUACAGCCUUCCUCAACCUUGCUCGUCUAGUCUGGUCGAUCGAAGCAGGCAUUAACGAGUCGUUCAAAUCACACAAGACUUAUCCAGUGGAGAUCACACAAGGGCUGGAUACGCGUUUUCGGCAGGUUUACGAUGAGUUCACAGUUCUGAGCCAGAUGAUCUCAAGGUUCAUCGAUAACGACAAUGGCAAGGGCGGCCUGGGCAAGCGUAUGCGUAUGAUGUUCGCCGACUCGGAAGUGGACAAGGUGCGGUUGGCACUUUUGAAGAGUAUCGAGUCUUUGAAAGUAAGCUCUGCUAUCUUUCGGUGGACGAUAGGCGACGACCAUGCCGAUGCAACUAUAUCAAUCGGAUAUGCUGGUCUCAUUGCUGCCCUCGAGCGCAUCAACCCGACAAAGACAACAUCCGCACUAACGCCUCGUCGGACUCCUCCGCCAGCAACGUCACCACCUCUACCGCCGUCGAAGAGCGACCAUAGUCCUUCGGAACAAGUUUUCCCACCCGUCCGCCUGGAUAGCAGGCUGUCUUUCAACGAACUUCGACCAACAGCAAGCGAGCUUACAAACUUAGCCAGGAUGCGGCCCAAUUUGAGCGACAUGAAUCCACAGCAUCAGGAGCAUCGAAUGUCCCCUGACGUCACCUAUUUGCACGACGACUGGCGAACAUCCAGCAUACACUCCGGUGGCUCGGUUCGAGAAGCUUCACAUCCUAGUUCGGCAAGACCUUCUGAUAGACUGGUCCACAACCACCACAUGCCCUACGAGGAACCGGCGUGGUCUCGGAGGGAACACAACAACAAUCUCAACGUUCACGAAUCUCGUUACCCGCACGAUAGCUUUAUGUCACGUCCUCAGAUGGAUUCUCCUACGAUGCACAACAGGAUAUUACGUCAGUCAGGAAGCCCGAGAGCGGUCGGUGGCAGAGAGGAUGUGGUCGCAGCAGUCAGGCAAGGGCAUAGCCGUGUCCUUGAACAGCUGCUAGCAGGUGGCACCAAGAUAGAUCCUCUCACAGAAGCUGGCUUGUUACGUAUAGCCAUCGAGAACAGAGAUCCAGGGACGACCUCUGUCCUUCUUCAGUAUGGAGCUGACGCAAAUGGCUCCAACGAGGGUGGUAUUACUCCACUCUUCGCUGCCACGCAAGCUGCGUCUGUACAGUGUGCUGAGAUUUUACUCAAGAAUGGCGCUGAUGCGAACUUCAAAGACAAUGAGGGUACCACAGCGCUCUUCAAAGCUAUUCAAUCUGGUCAAACAGACAUCAUGGCAACUCUUUUGGAUCACGGCGCCGACCCCAAUCUUCCAUGUCCCAAGCAUCCUCUGUGGCCAUCUUGUUACCACCCGGACGCACUUAGCCUUCUACUCUCGCGCGGCGCUGAUCACAAAAGGACCCCUGGCAUCAUGGAGCUUGCCGCAAGUCUAAAGAAGCUAGAAUCUGUCAAAGUCCUCAUCAACGCCGGUGUCUCCCCAAACGUCAGAAAAGAUGGAGCAUAUACGCCCUUGGCUUCUGCAAUUCGCGACAAUAGCCCAGACAUUGUAACCUACCUCCUUGAGAAGGGUGCAGACCCCAACUACAAAGCCGUCGAAUAUCCGACCUUCAAAUGUAUUACCCACAAACGUACACAUUUCCUCCCGCAACUCGUCGCAGCAGGCGCAGAUUUAUACACGCCCAAAGGUAUCAUCGAAACUGCUGUCUCCCACAAAGACAAAGAUGCUCUCCUCUACCUCCUUGACCAAGGCGUCAACCCUAACGACCGCUGUCCGGAAGGCGGUCACACGGCCCUGACAACUGCCAUUCGUGAAAAUGAUCUUGAACUUGUCGACAUUCUGCUCGAACGUGGCGCCAACCCAGCGGUCCGUGGGCAAGACUGGCCGCUCUGCAUGGCGGUCAGGAACCCCAUUGUGCUGAAGCGUCUUCUCGCUGUUCCCGGAAUAAACCCCCGCGCUUUUCGCGGCGUGGUAGAAAUGGCUGUUCACGCAGGUCAGCUGGAAAGCGUCAAACUCCUGCUUGGCGCAGGUGUGAGUGUAGAGGAUAAGAACUGUGGUGUGUUCUCCCCUUUGACAACGGCAAUUCGCGAGGGGCACAGGAGUAUUGUGCGCUAUCUUCUCGACGAAGCAAAUGCGGACCCCAAUGCACCGGGUGAACACCUCCCUCUUGUCAAGGCGCUACGCAGCUACGACGGCACCAACACGGAAGUCAUUCAGAUGUUGUUGAGCAGGGGCGCGGACAUUAACAGGAUGCACAGGGGGUGGAACUCUGUGCUCCAGGCGGUAGAGAACAGCGACACUCAAGUGCUAAGUCUGCUUGUUAGUCUGGGCGGACCUGUCGACCUGCAGGCUGUCGACGAAACUGGGCGGCCAGUGAUUGACAUUGUUGGCGAUCGUGAUUGGGAGGAGGGUCUUGCGCUGCUCUUUCCUAAAUCUGCCUCCUCGCGGGCUAGACAAUGA
Molecule: messenger RNA, 2571 nt
Organism: Ascochyta rabiei
Lineage: Eukaryota; Fungi; Ascomycota; Dothideomycetes; Pleosporales; Didymellaceae
Exons: 1
Coding region: 1-2571 (856 amino acids)
Molecular function (GO): protein binding
Source: RefSeq, a predicted model, not a curated record